AUGAAGCUCGUCAACCUUGCGCUCAUUCCCAUCGUUUCGUAUAUCGUGCUCAACCAGCUGUUCAGCACGUGGCUUCCGAGAAACUACAUUUUCGACAAGACUGAGCUGCAGCAGAUCUGCGUCGGCGCCAUCAAGGCACACCCAAACAACGCGACGGCCAUCAUGUAUGCGGUGCAGGAGAAGAUGUCCGAGGUGUACGGCGACCAGGUGGUCAACAAGCUGAACUUCAACGACUGGGUGUUCAACAACGCCGGCGGAGCCAUGGGCCAGAUGUUUAUUCUGCACGCGUCCGUCUCGGAGUACGUGAUUUUCUUUGGCACUGCCAUCGGAACAGAGGGCCACACGGGCAUCCAUUUUGCAGACGAUUACUUCACAAUUUUGACUGGAGAGCAGCACGCGGCUUUCCCUGGCCAGCUUGAGAGGUCUGUGUAUCUGCCCGGUGACCAGCACCACAUGGCUAAGGGCGAGUUCAAGCAGUAUGCUAUGCCGCCAGGCUCUUUUGCGCUGGAGCUGGCCCAGGGCUGGAUUCCGGCCAUGCUUCCGUUCGGGUUCCUCGAUACGUUUAGCUCGACUUUGGACUUUGUGACUCUGUCGAGGACGAUCUACUUCACAGGCAGGGACAUGCUGAAGAACCUAGCCCACGGCAAAUUUUAG
Molecule: messenger RNA, 654 nt
Organism: Ogataea haglerorum
Lineage: Eukaryota; Fungi; Ascomycota; Pichiomycetes; Pichiales; Pichiaceae
Exons: 1
Coding region: 1-654 (217 amino acids)
Biological process (GO): ergosterol biosynthetic process
Cellular component (GO): endoplasmic reticulum
Source: RefSeq, a predicted model, not a curated record